This is a messenger RNA of Plectropomus leopardus (leopard coralgrouper), 5709 nucleotides long. NCBI's taxonomy places the organism in Eukaryota, Metazoa, Chordata, Actinopteri, Perciformes, Serranidae. The record is from RefSeq and is a predicted model, not a curated record.
CGGCGGAGCGGUGUGCAGUGCUGAAGGACCGCGGUGCGACCGGCGCUUGCAGUCAAACACAAAAGAGGAGGCAUGCGGUAACUACUUGUGUCGCCUCUUCCUUGGAGGGUUUUGUCGAGAGGAAAGGGGGGACAAGACGGCUCCACCGCAUUGCUAUCCGAGCCCCGGUGACCCCCGAGAGAGGGAGUUGUCUUUAGUUAGCUGACCGACACCGGCAACAUCCAUGCGCGUCGAAAAAACAGGUGUACGGUUUCAUCAUACGGACACCGCACUAGCUUCUCUGCAGCUCGCCGUGUUUGUCGAGUGAAGACUUCAUUACACAUGGAAGAGGCUGACUACCUGACGAUAUGUUACUGGAUUAGUGGAGCGAGGCGGCUGUCGUUUUGAGGCAUUAAACGAGGUAAGACCUGGGAAUAAAGCUUGACCGGGAGGAGAGACUUAUCCUGAGCGGAGGGAAGAAGACGAAAAAGCAAAUCAGAGUACAAGAAGAAAAAGCGGAAGGAAGCGGGUUUACAGCUCACCUAUACCUGACUCUUCUUAGCGAGUCUCCAGUCUUUUGGUUUUAUGACGAAAAGUGUGUACCCCUGCAGCAGAUCAGUAAGAAGUGCUCUUCAUUAUGAAUACAGGGAGUGACUCUCACUCAUCAGACUUGGAUUCUUGGCGGUCACGCAGUGCAACAGAUGGCCUUAAGAAUGGAGACGCCAGCAGCUCAUCUCUUGCUGCCAAAGGCUUCCGCAGUGUCAGACCCAACCUGCAGGACAAAAAGUCACCAACACAGGAUACCAAUCCAAUACCAUUACCACCCCCCAGGAGAGAGAGUUUCCAUUUCUCACCCACAGGCACUAAUCCACCAGACUACAGCUCCCUUGUUGCCCUGGCUAAUGAUUUUAGCCCUGGAAUGCUAACAUUCACGCAGAAUGAGAAAGCUGUUUUGAAAGAGUCCUACACUAUUAGUAGCAAAUCUUCUUACUCCUACUCAGAGACCAAUGCAAACUCAGUCCAGCAGACACACCAGUCCACUGUAUCCAAUGAUAUUAGCAACUGUAAUGCAUCUGCCACCACUAAUACACAGGCCCAGGAGCGUAAAGUGUCUUCCCUUAAAAUAACCCCUGUCACCAUCCCUGACCCCCCGGAUCACAGCAACUCUUACCUUGACUUUCAACCUAAGACCCAGUCCACAGGUUCCCCUCCACCCACUUCCCCACCUCCACAAAGAGGUCCCCCCUUGUCUCAGCCCCUGACCCAGGCAGCCUCAUUUUCUGUCCACUUGGGCCCCGAGAAGCAUCCAGAGCGUCAAAACAGCACAGUGGAGCUCAAGGUCCCAGAUCGAGCCUCAAAUCAAACCCCAAGUCCAGCUUCAGCCCAGGUGGAGAUAACAAAGGCUCCUCCCGCGAUUCCACCACGACCUUCUCCUGCAGAGCUGUUGGGCCAAGUCCUCUCUCAUGCCAUGAAUGGAAGUACUGGCCAUCCACAGAGGCCCCUCUCUCCUCCAUCCUACCCUCCUCCCCCUGCCUCACUCCACACUGGGCUCCAGAGACAGAGCAGGAGUUCAGAGGGCAGUGAGUCAGUUACCAGAGAGUCUGUGGUGUCGGGCCACACAAGCAUCAGCAGCACCGUGCCCAUCGCCCGCUUCUCCGAAGAGGAGAAAAAGGUGUCCAUCAUUAAAGCCCCUCAUUAUGAAGGCAUCGGCCCUGUGGACGACUCCGGCAUCCCCAUUGCCAUCCGCACGACGGUGGAUCGGCCUAAGGAUUGGUACAAGACGAUGUUUAAACAGAUCCACAAGGUUCACAAAGCGGAUGAUGACUAUUCUGACACAUACAAUGCAACUUAUGCAGUCAUAAACAAUGAUGACUACAACUUGUCAUCCAGCACCACGCUGGCUCACCCUGCUCCCCGGACACAUACAUACAGGCCACUCGCCAAAAGCCCCUCGGACAACGGAGGGCAUCUGGGCCCUCCGGAGCCUUCACCAUCUCCUGUACCCCCACCACCUCCACCAAUGCCAUCUCUUCUCCAGCUGAGGGCCAGAGACAGCGACCGUGAGAGAGACUCAACUGAUACGAAUGAAUGGGGUCCUCCCAACAGAAAAGUGGACACACGAAAGUACCGUGCAGAGCCCAAGAGUAUUUUUGAGUAUGAGCCUGGGAAGUCCUCCAUUUUGGAGCAUGAAAGACCAACCUAUGAUGACAUAGAUUUAGAGAACGAGCCUUGGUAUAAGUUCUUUUCCGAGCUGGAGUUUGGGCGGCCGCCUCCUAAAAAACGGCUGGAUUAUAAUCCAGACAUCUCCGCUCGCCAGCGCAUUGAGACAUCCCUGCACAUCACUCCUGCUGACAAAGCUCCGGAGAGACCUGCGAGUGCUGCCAGCGACUACAGGAAGAGAAGGAAGUCUGAGCCAUCAAGUUCCCAAGUGAAUGCUCAGUCUCAGAGCAGAGCUGCAACUUCCCCCAAACCAGUGGAUGCCUAUAGACCCAGCAGCAGCCUAAAGAAACCCGUGGUUCGUUCCUCACCGUCCUCACCCUCCAGAGCCAAAGACCAGGAUGUGUCCAGGUGUUAUUCCACCAUGGAUGGACGCCACACACCACAGAGUAGAAGACCUACUCCUGACAGAGAGGUCUCCCAUAAACAGAUGACACAACUUAUUCUGUUCUCUCUCCUCCAUCAGAAACAGCCUGCGAGAGCCAUUUAUGAUUUUAAGGCACAAACAGCUAAGGAGCUGACAUUUAAGAAGGGUGAUGCAGUCAACAUCAUCCGGCAAAUCGACAACAACUGGUAUGAAGGAGAGCACCGCGGGCGGGUUGGAAUAUUACCCAUAUCUUAUGUAGAAAGGAUGCCAUCCUCAGAGAAGCACCAGCCGAUUCGUCCUCCUCCGCCAGCACACAUCCGAGAGAUCGGGGAGGCAAUAGCUCGCUACAACUUCAACGCUGAUACUAACGUGGAGCUAUCUCUUAGAAAGGGGGAGAGAAUAAUUGUGAUAAGGCAGGUGGACCAGAACUGGUACGAGGGGAAGAUCCCAGACACAACCAAACAGGGCAUCUUUCCUGUGUCAUAUGUUGACAUCAUCAAGCGCUCCCCGGCAAAGAGCUCUGCCCACCACAUAGACCCACAUGGUUACCCAGGCCACAGGACACCAAGCUCCACACCCACCAAGCGGUUGGUACAGGAUGCACUCCAUGGUGGAGGAGACCCUUACCAGGCCGUGUACAACUACUUGCCUCGCAACGAGGACGAGCUGGAGCUGAAGGAGGGCGACAUUGUAGAUGUGAUGGAGAAGUGUGAUGAUGGCUGGUUUGUUGGGACCUCUCGAAGGAGCAAGUUGUUUGGAACCUUCCCAGGAAACUACGUGAAGCAGCUAUAAUGAUGAUUCCAGACUCCCUCCCUCCCAGUGGCCCCGCCUCUUCCUGUGACACAUUCAUCGCCCUCAGCACAGCAGCCGCCGGACACCACCUCCCAACACUGGUCCCCCAAGACCUGUCGCACAUUUCUGUGUUUGCGUGUUAUGUGUGGCUCGUCAGCUUCACACAGACAGAACACUUAGCUCUAACUAGCCAUCUUUAAUGGAAGACUUCUAUAAAAUAACGUUGUUUUUUUAAUCUUAUCUUUUUAUCUUUAUUUUUCUAUUACGGAGAACCCAAACUUGGUGCUCCAGUCCGUGACCUUUAACUUUUUGACUGUGAUGGAAGGAUAUCAAAGGAACUUUGAACAGUCAAUGACAGAAAACAGGGCACCACAGUGAUGCUUUCAAUUCUGUUAAAGGGCAGUAAGAUCACUUUUUUUUUUUUUACUUUACUGCAGUAUCUCAAAUUUAAAAACACUUGUUACAUUUCAUUUCAGUGUUCAAUUACAAAUAUCCCCAAAGACAUUCAGUGCAGAAAGUGUUGUCAAAACAGUAUUCUGUCAGCAGGUCUGUUGUGUUCGAGCUGUGUCGAAGGGAUUGCAGUCAUGCAGACGAUAUUUCAGGUAAAGGAUGUUACUUCGCACACAUACAGGUGGAUAAGACUGUGCAUGUAUCAAUGUUAUGUGUCGCCCGAGGUACUGAUUGGUUGGUAAGAAUUUGGGGAUAUGAAACACUAUCAUUAAUCGUUAUUAAUCAGUUGUUUCAAAUAUCGCAAAUGAGAAAGUGGAAAAAAAAUCUAUCAUUGGCACUGUUGCACUUGCUUUCUCAACCUAAUACAUUAGAUUUAAAGUAUAAGAUUAAAAACACAAAAAUAUUUUCGACUUGUUCAUCUUCACACUAGGAUUAAUGCACUUUAACAAAACUUUAACACAAUUUCGUGUUUAUUUUAUCUCAAAAUUCACUUCAGACUUUACACAGUAGAUGUUAAAGGUCCAGUGUGUAGGAUCUAGGAGGGGAUACUGGCAGAAAUUGAAAAAUUGAAGUAUAUUUUCUUAAAUGUAUAAUCAGCUGAAAGUAAGAAUCGUCAUGUUUUUGAUGAUUCCUUCAAGUGAUAGGAAUCUACAUAAAGAGUGGAUCCUUGUCCUUAUUCAGUGUUUUUACCGCUUUUAAUCUCCUUGUCUGUUUGUUUUUGACAGUAGAUGGGGCCAUUUUUACUUUUUCCCUAUUUUCACAUCUGCCAUUGUAAUUGGCAGCCCCUCUGCAACAAGCAGUGUUAGAAAAACACUGAUUUUUCAAAAAAAAAAAAACUAUGAAACUGCUUCCUUAUAUUUAUUAUGUCGUUUACCCCUCGGAAGAGACAGCCUGUCUCAGAUGAGCCAAUCUUAAAGCAAGAAACACUGAUUUGUAACGAGAAACUGUUUUAUUCAGUGUUUUUACCGGUUUAAAUAUUUGCAUCUGUUUGUUUUGAAGAGGAAGCCACCACCUAAAAACCUCCUGAACAAAAAAACACUGAAGGAAUCCUAACUUGGAGUUUAAACAUGGCGGCACACAAGUGAACUCUUUGCUUGUGUUGCAAUCAGCAAUUUCCAACGCCAGAUGCCACUAAAUCCUACACACUGUUUCUCUGAUAUGUCCGUGGGGCUUUGCGGUAUAUUGACCAUGUUUGAGAAGUGUAUGCAAAAAGGCUACCAACUAUUUAGGUAUUAUAUUUAUUAGAGGACAACUGCUGGUGAAACUGACAAUUUUUCAAAGGAUGGAACAACACAAUGCUUUUCUAACAUCUUUAAUCAGCAGCAAACCCACAUUUGAAGGAUUAUUUUAUUGUAUCAUUGUCCAGAUAGGUGCUGAGUGAAACAACACCAUAGUUCAUGGGCUAUAAUUAUGCCGGGGUUAUUGAUGUUUUAUGUUGAAUUAUUUAAAUCAGAUGCAGGAUGAGAUGGCAUUUUAUCAAGAAAACUUCAGUCAUGUAACUGCAGUUUUUUUCCCACUAGACUUUGGUGGCAUCUUUUAACCCUGUUGUCAGAGUGAGUGGGUCACUGUUUCAUGUAGUUAUGUACUAUUUGGAAUUAUCGGCAUCUUAGCUUGUCAUGCUCGGUGAAUGUGAUUUAUGUUUUAGUUUCUCACUUUACUUGUUUCACAUAGGAUGGACACUGACAUCAAAAUAAUUGUUAAAGCACCUUAAGAUAUGUUGUGUUUUCUCAUUCAUUGCCCUUCACGUCACCCCCUGUCAUCCUCUAUCUCAGCUGGUGACAACACUUUCUGUGUGCGUGUGCUUGUGUGUCUGUGGUGUUUUUGUAAGCCUUUUGUAUGAGAGCUGUAAAAUGGCCAACAUCCACUUGCUUUAUAAAGUCAGCUUUUUCUCACCCGCCAUCAUA